UCUAUGCAGUCUACGCGCUUCAUGCGCGACUCGGAACGCACCCCAAGUCUCAACUUGUAUGUACUUAUAUGUACUAAGUGAUAACUCUGGUAAAAAUUCUUGGAAAGAGAGACGAAGGGAACACAUUCACAGCAGUUGCGGAUUACAAUUUUUUACAUCUCAAAGUUUUUGCAAUGACGAUAACAACCCUAUCCAACGAAAUAAUCUACAUCAUCCUGCAUCAAGAAAUUGUUAGCAUCAAGGACAUCGUGAGCUUCGGUUUAACAUGCAGACAAUUUCUCAAUGUGAUCUGUCACAACAACAUACUAUGGCAAACAAAACUUUAUCAGAGAUGGCCUCGUAUGAAAAAAAUUUAUGACAAUCGAAUACAAAAUAAAGAAUGUAUAAAUUUUAAAGAUGAAGUAAAAGCAAGCAUAAAAUGUAGAAAUAAAUUACGGAGUCUCUUAUCACUAAUGUCUGAGAAGUUCUUUCAAAAGGACUAUUUAUCAGAAAGUGAUAUGAAACAUUUCGAUGCACUAUUCUGUCCAGAUAUGGGUGGUCAUAUCAUGAAUUAUCAUUUCCUCAAGGAUGAAAUGAUACAUCUGAUUACAAUGUCCUCGCUAUUACCUGACUGUAACUUAACACAUAAAUAUUACAGCAAAGAACUUCUUCUAUAUUUACAACAGCGUCAUAUAAAGAACAUAUGGCAGGAAUUUAUAAAUUGUCCCAAAGAACAGCAGCUUCUAGAAAAGGCAGCUACUAUUGUAGCACAAUGGUAUCAACCUCAAAAACAUAUCUUUUAUUGUGAUGUGGAAGCAUCGCUAGAUAAUAUUGCACAACAGGUAUUCGAGCGUCUUAAAAAGGCACAUUGGGAGCAUCCAAUAUUCUCAAAAUCCGCUGAACAAUUUUCUUUUUGGAAACAUAACAUUAACGAUAAUCAAUGGAGCAAAAAGGAAGAAGAACAGAUAAUAAAUAUACUUCGAACAAUUUUAUUUGAUGAAUUAGGUUUCUGUGGAUCUUCGGUUUCAGACUCCUACACAUAUAAACUGGAGGAUAUUCUUAUAGAUUGUGUUUUAGAAAACAAAGUUGGUGAUGCUGUAUCUCUAGCAAUAAUAUUCCACAGUGUAACAAGGAGACUUGGCGUACGCUGUAAUCUAAUAUCGUUUCCUACUCACUUUUUUUUAAGUUGGAAGCCCAAAUCUAUCACAGAAAAAUCUGAAGAAGAAUGUUUCUAUAUUGAUAUCUUUCAUGGUGGGGCCAUUGUAGGUAGAAACGAUUGUCCCCGAACACGUGGUAGAAGAUGUCCCAUAGAAAAUUUUAAUAAACACAAUGAAAUUAGUCCUACAGAGGUGGUGUUACGAAUGAUUUAUCAUUUACAAAUGGUUAAUCCUAACUAUCAACAUUAUCAAGACAGAACUCUGCAAAUACGCUCAUUGAUGGAAUUCCGUUAUAUGAUAAAGCCAUAUGAUAUAGAUGAAAUUCAAGCACUAGGUCACCAUUAUAUGCAAAAUCAAAUGGAUUUAUCAGAUCUCUUAAACUCACUACAGAAAAUAUUGAACAGUUGUAACAGAAUAUCUAUGGAAGCAAUUCGAGCUAGAGAGCUGCUAAUUAAAUUUGAAUUUUACAUGGAGAAAAGAAUGACUUUACUUACAAGUGUCAGUUCGCCAAAGGUAAGAUGUAAAAUAAAAUAUGCAGUUGGAAUGAUUGUCACUUCCAAAAAACAUGUUCCAAAUUAUACAGGCGUGAUUAUUGGAUGGGAUGAGACAUUUAAUCCACGAAAUAUAACUAAUCCAGAACUGAAGAUUGUAGAUGCGAAAUUUAAUUCUAUGGCGCAACCAUUUUAUUUUAUUCUUAGUGAAGACGGUAAUAAGUAUUAUGCUACCGAAGAUUCUUUAAUAGAGGCACACCCACCAAGAUGGAUUGAGCAUAUCGAGAUUGGCCGAUAUUUUUGUAGAUUUGCAGGGUCUCACUAUGUACCUAACGAAGUGCUAAAAAGACAGUAUAUGUUCGACAAACUUGUUCUCGAUGGACUUUGUUAGAGGAAAAUGCUUCAUUAUCAACAUCUUUUUUUAGUCUUUUUGUUAAAAUAUUGUGAUCAAAAACUGUAAA
Messenger RNA from Cyphomyrmex costatus, 2088 nucleotides. Its product is annotated as F-box only protein 21. Lineage: Eukaryota; Metazoa; Arthropoda; Insecta; Hymenoptera; Formicidae. The transcript is spliced from 9 exons. The coding region runs from base 174 to 2018 and encodes 614 amino acids. Gene Ontology annotation, molecular function: DNA binding; protein binding. The record is from RefSeq and is a predicted model, not a curated record.